CUUCCCCUUCGACUUACCCCCCCAAACCCACCACCCCCCACAGCUGCUACGCCUCACAGGCAUUCUUUGAUAAAUAUCUUUCACACCCUUAGCUGCUACAUACUAAUAACAUCGAGCUUCUAUUCUCUUUUGGAGCGAUUCUCUAAUUACCAUCGCCAGCCAUGGCAAGCCCAACUGGCUACUCGAUAAAUGUCAACGAUCCCAGCUUGAUCUCCCUGGUCAACAAGCUGCAGGAUGUCUUCGCUACCGUCGGAGUUCACAAUCCCAUCGACCUGCCUCAAAUCGCUGUCGUCGGGUCGCAGUCUAGCGGAAAGAGUUCAGUCUUGGAGAAUAUUGUUGGUCGCGAUUUCCUCCCCCGUGGAUCCGGAAUUGUCACUCGCAGGCCCCUUAUCUUGCAACUGAUCAACAAGCCCGCUACCAAUACACAAACCAAUGGCGUAAAGGAAGAAGCGUUGGAAGGAACGGACAAGGAGGCGAACCUGGAUGAAUAUGGCGAGUUCUUGCACAUUCCCGGCCAAAAGUUCUACGACUUCAACAAGAUCCGCGAUGAGAUCGUGCGCGAGACCGAACAGAAAGUUGGUCGCAACGCCGGUAUCUCGCCCGCCCCGAUCAACCUCCGCAUCUACUCGCCGAAUGUCCUAACCCUGACGCUGGUCGACUUGCCCGGUCUGACCAAGGUGCCCGUGGGUGACCAGCCUAAGGACAUUGAGAAACAGAUUCGGGACAUGGUCAUGAAGUAUAUCAGCAAGCCCAACGCUAUCAUUCUCGCUGUCACUUCCGCCAACCAGGAUCUCGCCAACUCGGAUGGUUUGAAAUUGGCACGUGAGGUGGAUCCUGAGGGUCAGCGUACUAUCGGUGUUCUGACCAAGGUGGACCUGAUGGACGAGGGUACCGAUGUCGUGGAUAUUCUUGCGGGCAGGAUUAUUCCCUUGCGCUUGGGUUAUGUGCCGGUGGUCAACCGUGGCCAGCGUGACAUUGAGAACAAACGACCUAUCGCUUAUGCCCUGGAGAACGAGAAGAACUUCUUCGAGAAUCACAAGGCCUAUCGCAACAAGUCAUCAUACUGUGGAACGCCGUACCUCGCUAGGAAGUUGAAUCUGAUCCUCAUGAUGCACAUCAAGCAAACGCUUCCCGACAUCAAGGCUCGCAUUUCGUCCUCCCUCCAGAAAUACUCCUCCGAACUUUCUCAGCUGGGUGACUCGAUGCUCGGUAACAGCGCCAAUAUCGUGCUGAACAUUAUCACUGAAUUCAGUAAUGAGUACCGUACUGUGCUGGAGGGUAACAACACCGAGUUGUCUAGCAUUGAAUUGUCCGGCGGUGCCCGUAUCAGCUUUGUGUUCCACGAGCUCUACUCCAACGGAGUGAAGGCAGUCGAUCCCUUUGAUCAGGUGAAAGACAUUGACAUCCGGACCAUCCUUUACAACUCUUCUGGAUCUUCACCGGCCCUCUUCGUUGGUACAACUGCUUUCGAACUGAUCGUGAAACAGCAGAUCAAGCGUCUGGAGGAUCCUAGCUUGAAGUGUAUCUCUCUGGUCUAUGACGAACUCGUCCGUAUUCUGGGUCAGCUUCUGAACAAGCAGCUCUUCCGGAGAUAUCCCAUGCUCAAGGAGAAGUUCCAUGCCGUGGUCAUCGGAUUCUUCAAGAAGUGUAUGGAACCCACUAACAAGCUCGUCCGCGAUCUCAUCGCCAUGGAGACGGUUUACAUCAACACUGGGCAUCCUGAUUUCUUGAAUGGACACCGCGCCAUGGCCAUCGUCAACGAACGUCAACUCGCAAGCAAGCCCACGCAAGUGGACCCCAAGACGGGCAAGCCUCUUCCUCCGCGGGCUAACAGCCCCUCUGUCGAGACUCCUACCGAUACUGGUAGCUCCGGAUUCUUUGGCAGCUUUUGGGCCUCGAAAAACAAGAAGAAGAUGGCAGCUAUGGAGCCGCCGCCGCCUACCUUGAAGGCCUCCGCAGCCCUGUCCGAGCGGGAGAGCAGCGAGGUUGAAGUUAUCAAGCUGCUCAUCACAUCAUACUUCAACAUUGUUAAGCGCACUAUGAUUGACAUGGUUCCCAAGGCGAUUAUGUACACCCUUGUUCAAUUCACCAAGGACGAGAUGCAGCGCGAGCUUCUGGAGAUGAUGUACCGCAAUAACGAGCUGGACGAGCUUCUGAAGGAGAGUGAUUACACCAUCCGUCGGCGCAAGGAGUGCCAGCAAAUGGUGGAGAGCCUUUCUCGGGCCAGCGAGAUCGUCAGCCAGGUGCAGUGAUUUUCCAGAGUUGGAUGAUGGAUUUUAGAAUCUAUACGCCCGGUUGCUUUCUGUUGUUCUGGUAGCCAGUCUCUCUUGGGGGGGCUUCAGUCCACGGAGUUGAUCACGCCUUAUGUUUAUAUUUUUUUCUGAUGCGAGGGUUCCCGGCCAUGGCAUGGAGGAAUGGUUGCCAAGAUUUGACGAACUUGUAUCGCCUAAUGACUGCGGAUGAUUGCGGCUUGCUUAGAAUUGAGAUUUUUUGCAGAUUAGCCGUUGCAAUGUACAGUAACUCGGGGCAUGUUUCCGUGAUGUAGCUGGGCUUAGACUAAGCACGCUCGUCCUGUAUGGGUAGCAGUUGUUGUGGCUGAGUGCAGCUGAUAGCGGAAGGAAAAGUGUUCAUUGAGUAAUAAACAGCA
Aspergillus saccharolyticus JOP 1030-1 is the source of this 2647-nucleotide messenger RNA. Its product is annotated as dynamin-like GTPase vpsA. The record is from RefSeq and is a predicted model, not a curated record. The transcript has 8 exons. Gene Ontology annotation, cellular component: microtubule; cytoplasm; membrane. Lineage: Eukaryota; Fungi; Ascomycota; Eurotiomycetes; Eurotiales; Aspergillaceae. Gene Ontology annotation, molecular function: GTPase activity; microtubule binding; GTP binding. Gene Ontology annotation, biological process: peroxisome organization. The coding region runs from base 162 to 2252 and encodes 696 amino acids.